ACAGCUACCAUUUUCUCCCAUUAACUGGGCCCAUUUGUAGCACCCGUUGUUUUUAUUUUGAGGCAAAGAAAAGCGCCAUGGAAGAAGGUGAAUUAUAUUGUAAAGAGAAGAAGGUGAGGGAGGAAGGAUCAGAAGUUGCUGGUGAAGUGGCGAUAUUAGAUUAUUCUGAUGAUGAACGCGAAUUGUUCGAUGAAAUGCGUGUUCGAGGUCGGCAUUUUUAUUUUGCCAAGGUUUUGCCAAUUGAGAACCCAAAGAUGGAUGCCAUGAUUAAGAAGGCUGAAGAGACGAUUGAGAAGAUCAAUCGAGAUCAAGUUGUGAUGACCCAAAAGAUAAGGGAAAGGAUGAUGGAUCGUGACGCACUGCGCUCGAAAUUGAACCGGAUGAAUUGUGGUAAUUAUGAACUCGCCCUAAAAUGGAAGAGAAAUAGUUUGGACUUCCUGUAUCCCUCUCUAGACAAACUGACUUUUGCAAACAAUGCAUAUAGAGGGAAAUCGGUUAACUCGUGCUUGUCGGUAGGGGAAGUUGAUAAGCAAAAACUGUGUUUCUUGAUGGUACAUGGCUGUAAAAACAUGGGUGACGAGAGAAAGCUGUUAAGGGAAGUCGAUGCAAUGCAAGGGAAGGAUGGUGGCAUGACAUUGGAUGAACUCCGUGCUCCUAUUCAACACUUGCAACAACGAUUGUCCAUCAACUAUGUGGCGCAUGCAGAAAUCGAUGAAAAUGCUCAUAGUGAACUCAUUCUCAAUGCCGAAAAGCAACAUGAAAUUAUUAGGGAGACGGCAUUGGCUAAUGCUGUAGUGAAUGGAAAAUUGUGGAACUCCCUUGGCUCGAAAAAGUCCAUUCAACAACAAGUUCAGGAACUCAACAAUAGAUCAUGUGAACUAAGAGAAAGACAGAGAGAAGUAAAUGCCAAAGUUAAGAAAGUAAAUAAAGAAGUUAAGAUGAUAGAAAAAGAUAUAGGUUCUCUACAAAAGGUCUUCACAUAUGCAAAUCGCAAAAAGGACGAGGCAUACAACACCAUUCUUAGACUGAAGAGGCAGUAUGGGGAGGAGAAUGCUUCCUACUACCAAUACCGUUCCCUCAUGCGGAAGGUCCAAGUACUUGGUAAGAAGAAAGAUACCGCAGCCAUUCAAGAAUUAUCUCAAACACAGGUUGAUAAGUUCAUGCAACAGUGGAACAAUAACCUAGAUUUCAGAAACGAUUACAAAAAGAGAGUUGUCCCGCGUCUAAACAACCGUCAUCUUGGCGUGGAUGGGAGUAUGAUCACCAACCAGAAGGCAGAGGUUAAGGACUCAAAAAAAGCUCCUAAACCAGAGGCGCUUUCUAAAGCUAGAUUGAAAUGGUUGAUGAAAGAUCCUGAAGAUCCCUCCGAACUUUUUUUUUUGGUGAAACUAAGGCGAUAAACCCCUUUGCACAUGUGCUUCAAGUUUCAACUUUGAUCCAUCUAUUCCUUAAACUUCUCCUUUUGUUGAACAAAAUUUCUCCCACAUCAUGUUCAAAAGUGUUUUACAAAGCUAGUUUUUCUGUGAAGUCAUUUCCCCACUUGGAACUUUUGUUUGGAAGCCUAUGAAUUCAAGAAAAAUAAAGAAAAAACAAACCAAACCUUGCUAUGUUGAUGUUCCUUUGUGACAUGAAUGUGCCACCUAAUGGCAUGACUAUAAGCUACUGUAGCAGAAUGAAGAUUGUCCCUCCCUAUUAACUAGGGAAUCAUUCAUAUGUUCUCUUAUAUAAAUCUCAUAGAAAAUCACAAGCACAGCUCUAAAAAGAAAGAUACGAAAGAUACACCUUAUUCACAUUUAAGUUACAUUCAAGUUACAAAUAAAAAUAAAUAAAUGAGGCAUCAUUGCAAGUAAGAGAGAGAGAGAGAGAGAGAGGGUUGGAAAGGUGACCAUCACAAAUUGGUUCUACCAAAUCACAAUGCUUAAUUAGUAAGCAAAAAUCCAACUUCCCAUUUAACAAAAAGAUAUUAUUAUAAACUCAAUAUGCAUUUUUCCUUCUCAUUUUCUGACCAGCCAAACAUAUUGAACUAAAAAAAAUAUU
Molecule: messenger RNA, 2037 nt
Organism: Cucurbita pepo subsp. pepo (vegetable marrow)
Lineage: Eukaryota; Viridiplantae; Streptophyta; Magnoliopsida; Cucurbitales; Cucurbitaceae
Source: RefSeq, a predicted model, not a curated record